Messenger RNA from Labeo rohita (rohu), 2475 nucleotides. It is a transcript of the gene casp7, whose product is annotated as caspase 7, apoptosis-related cysteine peptidase. The coding region runs from base 112 to 1053 and encodes 313 amino acids. NCBI's taxonomy places the organism in Eukaryota, Metazoa, Chordata, Actinopteri, Cypriniformes, Cyprinidae. The record is from RefSeq and is a predicted model, not a curated record. Gene Ontology annotation, cellular component: cytoplasm. The transcript has 7 exons. Gene Ontology annotation, biological process: apoptotic process; proteolysis; intracellular signal transduction.
GGCUGGAGGACAUUGAAGCUCCGGAGUUGGAAAGUAGUUUCGUUUUCUCCGUCUUCUAUCCUUGAACUUGAAAGAACAAUUAACAAAACUGAGGCUGAUCCGGCAGAAAAAAUGGAUAAAGAAACCGACACAACUGAGAUUGAAGAAACAGAGGAGGACCAAGAGAACUAUGGAGAAGGAGACACAGUAGAUGCAAAACCUGACCGCAAAGGGAGAUUUUCGCUUUUUGGCAGUAAGAAGAAGGAUGGCAAGUUGCAAGAAAAAGAGCAACCUUCUGAAAGCCAUUACAGGAUUGUUUCACCAACAUUCCAGUAUAAGAUGAGCCACCGGCGUGUUGGCAAGUGCAUCAUCAUCAACAACAAGAACUUUGAUGAUAAGACAGGGAUGAAUGUGCGCAACGGCACAGAUCGUGAUGCUGGAGAGCUGUACAAGUGCUUUAAAAAUUUGGGCUUCGAGGUUUUUGUCUACAAUGACCAGACCUGUAGGAACAUGGAGCGGCUACUAAAAGAAGUCUCACAAGAGGACCACAGCGACAGCUCCUGCUUCGCCUGCAUCUUGCUGAGCCACGGCGAGGAGGGCAUGAUUUACGGCACGGAUGGAGCCAUGCCCAUCAAGAGCAUGACCUCGCUCUUCAAGGGAGACAUGUGCAAGAGCCUCGUGGGCAAGCCCAAGCUCUUUUUCAUCCAGGCUUGUCGGGGUUCAGAAUUUGAUGAUGGUGUGCAGACAGACUCAGGACCACCUAAUGACACGAUAGAGACAGAUGCCAAUCCAAGACACAAGAUUCCAGUUGAGGCAGACUUCCUGUUUGCUUAUUCAACUGUGCCAGGAUACUACUCCUGGAGGAAUCCGGGUCGAGGAUCCUGGUUUGUCCAGGCCCUCUGUAGCGUUCUUAGUGAGUUUGGCAAGCAACUCGAGAUCAUGCAGAUCCUCACACGGGUCAACUACAUGGUGGCCACCAACUUCGAGUCCUGGUCAGAAGACCCCCGUUUUACCGAGAAGAAACAGAUACCUUGUGUGGUGUCCAUGUUGACUAAAGAGCUCUACUUCAACUGAUCUACAUUUCUCAGCAUGCACAUUUCUCUCUCGAAGGACCUUAUAGUAGCACACUUUUAAUUUGUUAUCUUUUAACAGUAAAUAUUAACCAAAUUGUUAAUUUUUUUUGUCAUUGAUCCGCCAUAAGGAGGGAAACCUCAGUCUACUACUUGAGCAAAAUAAUUGUAAACGGUGCACAUUUCAGGAUGGCAGGCAGGAAAGACACAUCAGGUGUACAAAGACUGACCACUGACUGACUAAAUGACUGACUGAACGACUGACUUCUAUCGACCAAGCGGUCACAACAUUCAGGGAUGAUCCCAGCUGGACGUUUGUGUGUGAAAGCAAUUUGUUACGUUACGCUGGGCAUACAGACACCGAAAUAGUCUUCCCUUGUGCUACUUCCUGUUCAAGUUCACUACUUUUUCAGUAAUUGUUCUGCUUCAUCUAUCUCAGAGUAUUCCAGGGAACAGUGAUGUCACAUAUUAUCUGAUCUUUGUCUACUGGCAGUGUCAAAUAUUCAUGUUGCUUUGCCAACUUUGAAAGUUUUCUGCCACUUUUACUAGAUAAAACUUUGAUUUUAAUAAAAAAUAGUGCUUGAAAAAAGACAUCCAAUACCACACAAAACCUUUGCUGUUGUUUUGUUUUUAUAUUACAAGCAACUUAAGCAUAAACUCUAAGCAUUUAAAUAGCCAUUUGUAGCAUUUUAGUUUGGUUUGGUUUGGUUAUUCCAGAAUACUCUCCAGAGGAGGUCAAAGAAAGGGCAUGAAUGGAACUGGAGUGGCAAAUAGUGAAGUAAUGCUGACACCCGCACAGUUUUAAAAAAGCAUUUAAUUCAUCCCUCGCUGAAAUCAGAUCAGCAUUCAUCCUGUGUAUUUUAAACACAUUGUAGCUUUAAAGUCUUCACGCAGUAUUUACUGAUGUUUUGUACUGAAUCUGUCUAUAAUCAACAGAGGCAGCUACUGUUUUACAGGUGACCAUUUAACCAUUUAUCACCCAUCUGACCAAAUAUGCUGUUUCAAACUUAAUGGAAGGUUCUGAUGUUUUCAGAGCCUGUUUUGUUCAACGGUUUUUCCUUUCCUUUCAGUUCUUUCUGUAUUUCUCGUUCUCAUUGUUCAUUCAAAUCACACACAAAAUCUGCCAGCCUGUGCACCAUCCGACCGCCACAAAUGAAAGGCCCUCUUUUCUUUAUGCAUGGAUUAUUAGUGAAGUGCUCCAACUAUACUGAAAAAAGUGCUAGCUCCACUUGUUUUGAAAUAGAAAACAAUUUUUAAUUUUAUAGUACAUUGUUUUUUAAAUUUAAUUGCUUUACUGUGAUAACAGGAAUGUUAAUUAAUUGGAAAUCUGAACUGAAAAAUAAAUAAUAUAUUUUGGCACAAAUGCCCUGAAAAUUUGUUUACACUGUGUCAACAUUAUUGUAUAAAGUGGAGCUGAUUUUUCUUU